Molecule: messenger RNA, 6752 nt
Organism: Linepithema humile (Argentine ant)
Lineage: Eukaryota; Metazoa; Arthropoda; Insecta; Hymenoptera; Formicidae
Product: cytosolic carboxypeptidase 1-like
Biological process (GO): proteolysis; protein side chain deglutamylation
Molecular function (GO): zinc ion binding; metallocarboxypeptidase activity
Source: RefSeq, a predicted model, not a curated record
CUCGUAACUGGUCUCUUCAGUUCGAUCGAUAGCCCUAACUCAUCUCUUCGUUUCUCAUCUCGAAAUUGAUAGCUCUUUUUGAUCACGUUGUGUCGCUCCGUUAAUAACGCACGGUGUCGUUUCGUGGCGAAUGUUUUCCUGCCGGCGAACGUGCCGCACAUGAAUAAGCGCGCGUGACAGCUGCACGCAAUUUUCUACUCUAACGAGACAUUAUUUUCUGGAGUUGCUUAAUUUAAUAAUUGAGUAAAUGGUCCCAUUUUUUUCUCGCAGUGUCUUAGUUUAUCUUGCCUUAGUUUGCACCGGAUACAAAUUGUAUGUUCCGCAAGGAAGUUUCCUCGCUGCAAAUCGAUUCUCUUUCGAAUUUAGCAUCUUUGAAAAGUCAAGAGUCAAGGGUUUAAUCUAGCUACGAUCUAAUGUGAUCAAAUGGAAGUACAUUUUCCGUAGAUAAUUCUACAUUUGACAUUGAAAGAGUCGAUUGUUCGUGAAUUGAAGCGGGGUUAUUUUUCAUCAGCUCAUUAUUUCAGUCGUUGAAAUUGCACUUUCGCCGGUUUUCCUUCAGUCUUAAGGAACGCCGUUUGCCGAGUAAAAGUUUAUCAAGCAAGUUUGUGCCUUGUGCAACCUGCAUAUUUUAGUGGAUAUUACUUCAUUUCUAAAUAACGCUUUUGCCAGGUGAAAUUUUGCAACAUGUUCACCUGUUCGUCGUAACUCAUUUCAACAUCCUUUUUGCACUCUAGCGGAACCGCUGACGUUCUGAGAGACUAAUAGAGAUAUGGAAGUAUUUUUUAGAUUUUGGCAAACGAAACGCGAUUCCGCGAUCUGCGAUGGGGCUUGGUAAAUAAACAACAAUUAUUUUCGUGAGAUUUUGCGUUAGAUUUUCAUGCUGCAGAGGGAUUUCAAAGCCCAGAUGUUCGCUCUGCCAGAUGCUCUAUUUCUGCUUCUGGAGAUGUGCAUGUAGUAUUUGUUUUUAUACCCCUAAAAUUUUAGAAUCAACGUAAAAACGCUUAAAAAUUAUCCAAAUAUCUAAUUAUAGUGAAUAUAAAAAAGUUUAUUUUGUAAAAUUAUGCGAUUUUUUAGAUAAAAUAAUUCCAGGUAAAAAGAAAAGAGUUUACAUUCUCUUAUUGCUGAAACUUUGAAAUGCGUCGCGGUGCAUCGGUCGAUGACGCCAGGAUGCUGGAGAACGCGAGAGUGUUAUCGCGGAUGGGAGAAAGGGGGCACGAUUUUCGGGAAACAGUCGUCGCUAAAAAUAGACGCGCCUCGUGCGUGCGCGCUAUGCUUUUAAACAUAGUUUUGGCAGACAGAAACGUCAAACCGCCUCGGAGUGGCAAAGCGCGAGGAUCGUUUCGCGAAUUUCUCAAAGAGCGCUCGCCGAGAUCUCACUGUUGUCUGUCGCGUUGUUCUUUUCUGAAACGUCAUUGCCACCUCUUUAGUCAUCGUCUGUUAUUCUGGGAAGUCCUUACGAAUUUCAUUUUCUCGAUUUUUCUUAAUAAUCGCAACACCAAGGUUCGUUUUGACAGAAGUGGACAAAUGGAGGAAGAAAUAUGAAAGCAUUGGAAAAAAAGAAUCAACGUCCAAUGGCGGAGAUGCAACCGGUCGACGAAAACACGGCCGACGUCCAGCAGGAAGAUGUGAUGUCAGCGGGUAAUAAAAGCGCGGACGAGGCUGUGAGCGAUGCACUGUUGGAGAAGCUCCGAACUCACGCGGCUAAACCGCAAGAGGCGGGCGACGCCUUCAGGACGAUCGUGGCCAAGAUUCAUGCCCGCGUCACCUCGUCAGAUCGGCGGAUACGCGAGCGCACGUUGGAAAAGAUCUGGCGCAAGAAUUCCGGUGCGAUGGAAUCGUUCAUCAUGGCACUGGAGAUUUGCAAGGACAACGUUGCUAAUUGCAGCAUAGCCGGCAUACUGCACGAAUGCAUAUCGCCCCGAGUGACCAAAGGCAAGUCCAAGGAGAAGGGGAGCAAGAACAAAAGUGCAACAAGAACCAGUAGCCGAACGGCGGUCAUUCAACUCAUCAACUUGGGUAUCACGCAAGUCCUAGUUAAACUUUUAAUAAACCUGCAGCACGCAGACACCAUCACGGGCGAAGUACUCACUCAAGACAUUCUCUGGAUUUUGGGCCAGGUGGCUCAAAGGGACCAGAAGUUCGUGUUAAAAAUAAAAUUGCUCAACUCCAUAAAAGUGUUCCAUGCGCUGUUAAAACAGCAUUAUAACAAUAGCAAGACUUUAUUGCCGCUGCUGUUGAUCAUCAAGAUUCUGGCAAAAAAUUCGUUUACGUUGCAAACGUUGGUGAAAGACGGCAUCAGUAGCACCCUGGAAAAAACGUUUGUUAGUGUUGGUUACACACCGCACUUGAAACUGAGAACAUUGUUGGAGUGCUUCAAACAUUUUACAACCAGCAAACUAUGCUGUAACAAAUUCGUUAAAGUGGGAAUAGUGCACUUGCUGAUGCGAAUCUUUGAAAGAUGGGAGAGGUUCGACGGGCAGAUGCGACUGAAGAUUUGUAAUUACGCUCUUAACACGCUUCAGCAUUUCUGUGUUAUAAAGGCUGGAAGGAAGGCCAUCAAGUCGAACAAUGGUCUGCAGCUACUGUACCGGUUUUGUACGAAUUGCCCAGAGGACAAGGCUUACGAUUGCCUGCUGUCGCGUAUUUGCGGGAUAAUCAAUCAAUGCCUGGAGAAGAGGGAAUUACCGGUGCCCGAAAUGUCGCCUGCGAGAUUCGUUCUGCCCGAAGUGAAUGUCAGGGCGAACAGUGCUGAAAGCGGUAGCGACAUCGACAGCCAGGUGAACAGCGUGGCUUCAAACGGUAGACUGUAUAGUGAUCUUGAUUCCGGUGAUGAUGAAGAAAGCCACGACUCCAGAAACACGACGGAUAAUGCGAUUCACGUGGGCGACGAGGUGGACGAGGGCAAAUUCUUCGCCGGAGUUUUCACCUCGCAGAGAUUCGAGGAGGAUCUUAUUGGGUAUCACACAUUUUUCAAAGAACUGGGCAAUCUACGAUCACAAUUACAUAUUGCCGGAUCAUCGAACGUCAGGCACACUGAUUUAUGGUUGCUAGAAGACGAUCAGAUAAACUCGUCGCUCACGAAAGCCGACAAGACAAAGAUUCCGAUGAAGGAUUUUUCAAAAUCAAACGGUGCGUUGAAAAAUCAAUUAGCGAACGACAGGCACAAUUUAAAGAUCUUGCGAAACGUAUCGGAAAACAUCGCGGAUCGGCAUACGUAUUGCGCCGUGGCGAGCAAAGUGCGAAGCGUUAUCGGCUUUGUCAAGGUCGCCUAUCCGGACCUGAUCGGCGGCGACGGUUCGGGGCGCGCCGAGCCGCUCAACACCAAGGACAGAAAGAUCUGCCGCGCCAAAUUGCUGACCUGUGUGGAGCGCGGUCUCCACGCGGCUGCAACUAUCCAGGAAGUCGUUUACGAUCUCGACGCGCUCGCGAAUUCCGCCGCUUGCCGGGGAGCAACGUCGGCCGAUGAGCGACUGCUUGGUAACUGCGACGAGAAGAAGGCCGGGAAGCGUUGCCUGGACACGAAGCAGCUGCAGUUCGAGUCUAGAUUCGAAAGCGGAAAUCUGAGGAAAGCUAUUCAGAUAAACGCGCGAGAGUACGAUCUCAUUCUGACGCCGGACGUCAACAGCGGUUCCCGGCAUCAAUGGUUUUAUUUCGAGGUCUCCAACAUGGAAGCGAAUACGCCGUACACAUUCAACAUCAUCAACUGUGAGAAAGCGAACUCGCAAUUCAAUUUCGGCAUGAAGCCGAUAUUGUUCAGUGUCAUAGAAGCGCAGCACGGCAGACCGGGCUGGGUGAGGACCGGCGUUGACAUUUGUUAUUAUCGAAAUUGCUAUCAGCGACCUGCAAGAGGAAAGACGUACCUCACGACGUCUUUCACGGUCACGUUUCCGCAUGUCUACGACGUCUGCUAUCUGGCGUAUCAUUUUCCUUACACGUACAGCCAGCUGAUGACCAAUAUCUGGAAGUGGACGAGGAAGAUCUCCACGGCAAACGUAUACUUCCGCGCGGAGACACUUUGUGAGACCUUAAAUGGCAAUGAGAAUCCUGUGCUUACCAUCACAUCGCCAGAUUCCAAGGAUAAUCCUAUACAUGAUCGAAAGAUAAUCUUCUUAACGUCCAGAGUGCAUCCCGGUGAAAGCAAUGCCUCUUGGGUGAUGCAUGGAACCAUGGAAACCCUCCUAGGCGACAGCCAAUACGCCAGCAGUCUUCGCGACGAUUAUGUGUUCAAGAUAGUUCCUAUGCUAAAUAUCGAGGGAGUCGUGAACGGCUGCAAUCGAUACGGCCUGACGAAUGAGGAUCUGAAUCGACGCUGGAGCAAUCCCAAUCAGGUGUAUCAUCCGGUGAUCUAUCACACGAAAGGCCUGAUGGAGUAUUGCGCCCGGGUGCUGCUCAGGCCGCCCCAUGUUUUCGUCGAUUAUCACGGCCACUCGCGGAGGAAGAACGUGUUUCUGUUCGGCUGCUCAAGGUCGGGUUCCUGGAGCGCCGCGGACAGGGCGAAACCGGACCAGCCGGUGCAGUAUUUGAUGUUACCGCAUCUCAUGCAGAGGACCUCGCCGGCUUUCGCUUUGCCGCUCUGCUCCUUCAAGGUCGAGAGGAACAAGGAAUCCACCGCCAGGGUCGCUGUGUGGCGGCAGUUGGGUGUUUCGAGAAGUUACACAAUGGAAAGCAGCUUUUGUGGAUGUGAUCAAGGCGCACUAGCGGGAUUGCAUCUCGACACAGAGCACCUGAAAGCCAUUGGAACAGAUUUCUGCCAAGCUUUAUCCAUGAUGAAGGACGGCGGUGACGAUUGGGCUGUUGAAAAAAUUUCCAUAGAGGAGCAUGUUCCUGAAGAAUCAAGAUGCAUAGACGACGAAGUAUCUUCCAGUAGCGAAUCCAACGAAUCCGAUUUCGAGACUUAGGAAACUGCACUUUAGUCAAGUGUCGCAGAAUAUUUACUUCAACGACGAAAUUCGAUAUUUAAUUUUCAGCAUAGACUCGAAAGUUUAUACAAAUUUCCGUUCUGAAUAAUAAAAUAAUAGUGCGCUAACAAUAAGUGAUACAUCGCAAAGAAAAAUAUGUGCAACAACGUUUAUUUGAAACUGGUAACAAAUGUUCUGAGCUACUAUCUAUGUACAUCGCAAUUUGCAUAUAUCCAGAAAUCAAUACUUUGCAAAUUAAAUUUAACGAGAUUAUAGAUUUAAAGAGUGUGGGGGUACUAUAUUUUAAGUUAAUAUGACCGCGUGCGAUUAUUUAGCUUGAAAAUAAAAUUUGAGAGUUGAAUGCGUGAGAUCUAAACAUAGCAAUAAAAAAUGACAUUUAGAAAGUUUUACAUUUUGCGGAAAUUGGAAUCAUAAGUGCAGCAAAUUUUAAAUAAUACCAGAAAAGAGAAUUGUUUUACAUUUAUUCUCUCGUAUUGUUACCUCGCUCUAUACUUUGUACACAUACAAUGUGAUUAUAUAAAUAUAGAAAAUAAAUGUUACUGAGCUGUGAUUCUCUGUACAGAUUUUGUGAGACCUCUCAUCCUAAAAUUUCCCGGUGCGAACGGACUGAAGUGAAUCGAGACGCAUCGUGUUUUCCACAACGCCCAUAAGUAAAUUAGAAGAAAGGUCUUGUUGAAAUCAAGUAGCGAUUCACGCGAAAGGACGGCGUGCGAAGGGUGGGGUGCUGCAUUUGGAGUGGUCCGAGAUGCGUCAUUUUGUUGACAACGCCAAUAGAAGAAUAGAUGGGAGAAUGUGUUUUGUUUAGAUCAGCGACGAUUCGCACAAAGAAUGCUGCGUGAAAGGUGGGGGAUGCUGCAACUGGAAUGGUCCGAGGCGUGUCGUGAGAAUUCCUUGAAUAUGCCAAUAGUAAGGCGGAAGAAAGGUCUUAUUUAGGUAAACGACGAUUCGCGCAAAGGGUACCGUGCGAAAGGGGAGGUGCUGCAACUCAAGUGGUCCGAGAUGCGUCAUUUUGUUGACAACGCCAAUAGAAGAAUAGAAGGGAGAAUGUGUUUUGUUUAGAUCAGCGACGAUUCGCGCAAAGAAUGCUGCAACUGGAAUGGUCCGAGGCAUGUCGUGAGAAUUCCUUGAAUAUGCCAAUAGUAAGGCGGAAGAAAGGUCUUAUUUAGGUAAACGACGAUUCACGCAAAGGGUACCGUGCGAAAGGGGAGGUGCUGCAACUCGAGUGGUCCGAGAUGCGUCAUUUUGUUGAUAACGCCAAUAGUGGGGCAGAGAGAGAGAUCCUGAUUGAGAAACGAUUGGAUAAUGGGACGUCUUCGACUCGAGUGGUCCGAGAGAGAGAGAGAGAGAUGCACUGUUUUCUUAACAGCAGCAAUAACGUAGAAUAGAUGAGAGGUCUUAUCAAGAUAAAGUGCGAUGAUUUGCGUGAAUGAUUUUGCAUAUCUAUUGUCACAAUUUGUUCAAAAUGCACUGUUUUUAUGACAACGCCAAUAGAGUAAAGUAGAGAGUAAGUGUUAUUAAAAGCAUCAUAACUGUGUGACAUAAAAAGAAUCUAUCAAAAGUUAACAAUUGCGGGCGGAAUUUGAUUUAUUUUACUUAGAUAUGCUGAGCAGUAUCGAAAUAAGCAAUGCAAUUUUAUAGAAAUUAAAUAUAAAUGCAACAAAGUGCGGCGUGCAGUAUUAAUGGCAAUCAAUGUUCGAACUCUGAAAAUAGGAAAGGUAUAGAUCACAAUCUGGCAUUUUGCAUUUCUAUAUUAUUUUCAGAAUUUAUAGCGAAACUGUUUAUAUAUGUAUAUAUUGCUUUCUAACAGAAGCAUCUUUCAUCACUGUCAAAUAA